Molecule: messenger RNA, 2134 nt
Organism: Vicia villosa (hairy vetch)
Lineage: Eukaryota; Viridiplantae; Streptophyta; Magnoliopsida; Fabales; Fabaceae
Product: probable glycosyltransferase At5g03795
Exons: 4
Coding region: 271-1833 (520 amino acids)
Molecular function (GO): glycosyltransferase activity
Source: RefSeq, a predicted model, not a curated record
GCCGUGUUUCUUUAUCUUUAUAAAAGAGUGGGGACAUGACUUCCGGGCACCGUUACCGAACACCAACACUUUCCUCUUCCCACCAUAACCGUUACCGUCAACCUCGCCGUUUACCCUACUCAGAUCCAUCAUCUCAACCAGGCUCCUAAUUACUUCACUCCAUGCAUCCUCCUUCCGAUUCACGCGAGAAACAAUGAGAGCUUUAUAGAAUCACAUGCUCAGGUUAUGGUUAAUACUUUAUCGUUCCAUGCGAUAUGAUUGAGAUUUGAUAUGAAGAAUGUUUUUCACCGAACUGUUUUGAUUCUAAUGAGGGAGUUAUCGUGGCGAAUUUUCGGGCACAGGAUUGAUCGGAGAAAAUUGCUUAUUCUCGCGGCUGUUUUUACCGUAACUGGAUUUCUGUUUCAGUUUUUUGUACAUGAUUAUGUAACCGAUUCGUCGCCCUCCAAUAGCACUGUACAGUCGAAUGAGUUUGUUAAAGGGGAGAUAGUUCAACAGGUUCACCUCACUCUUUCUCAGUCCGUUGUUUCGCCUAAUUCGUUGAACAAGUCUGUUCAAUCAGUAUCAGUUGAGCAUGACAGUGUUGUAGAUAUUCAAUCACAAAGAAAGAAGAAUAUAAAUCUUAGUAGUACGACAGUUACCGCGUCGUCGCCUCGUGGACAUGUUCCUUUGGGUAAGCAGAAGGACAUUAGGUUGCUGUCACCUACUGAGGCCCUUGUGUAUGCAAAGAAAGAGAUUGAACAUGCUCCUUUAGUGAAUGAAGAUCCUAAUCUUUAUGCUCCUUUAUUUACCAAUAUUUCUGUUUUCAAAAGGAGCUAUGAAUUGAUGGAAACAAUACUUAAAGUUUAUAUAUAUCGUGAUGGGGCAAGGCCUGUUUUUCACAACCCUCACCUUAAGGGAAUCUAUGCUUCAGAAGGAUGGUUUAUGAAGUUAAUGGAGGGAAACAAUCAAUUUGUUACCAAGGAUCCUGAGAGGGCGCACUUAUUUUAUCUCCCUUACAGUGUACACCAAAUGGCGCGGGCACUCUAUGUGCCCGAGUCACAUAAUAUGAAACCAUUAUCACUCUUUCUUAGGGAUUAUGUAAACAAGAUUGCUGCAAAAUACCCCUUUUGGAAUCGCACACAUGGGUCAGACCAUUUCCUUGUUGCUUGCCAUGAUUGGGGUCCUUACACUGUGGCUGAACAUGGAGAACUAGCCGGAAACACCAUAAAAGCUCUAUGUAAUGCUGAUGUGUCUGAAAAAAUCUUCAUUGCAGGAAGAGAUGUUUCCCUUCCAGAAACUACCAUUCGAGCACCAAGAAGACCUCAGAGAUAUCUUGGUGGGAAUAGAGUGUCAUUACGUCCAAUCCUUGCCUUCUUUGCGGGAGGCAUGCACGGUAGAGUGCGUCCCACUCUUCUUAAGUACUGGGGUGGUGAAAAAGAUGAAGACAUGAAAAUCUACAAGCAUCUACCUUUGAGAAUCUCCAAAAAGAUGACUUAUAUUCAACACAUGAAAUCAAGUAAAUAUUGUUUGUGUCCAAUGGGCUUCGAAGUUAAUAGCCCUAGGAUAGUUGAAGCCAUAUAUUACGAAUGUGUUCCUGUGAUCAUUGCAGAUAAUUUUGUUCUUCCACUUAGUGAAUUUCUCGACUGGAGUGCUUUUUCUGUGGUAGUGGCUGAGAAGGAUAUUCCGAGGCUAAAGGAAAUUUUGAUGUCCAUCCCUAUGAAAAAAUACCUUGCAAUGCAAACUAACGUGAAGAUGGUACAGAAGCAUUUUCUUUGGAACCCAAAACCAAUGAAAUAUGAUCUGUUUCACAUGAUUUUACAUUCAAUAUGGUUCAACAGGCUAAACCAGAUUUGAACCCUGCAAAUAUAGAUGGGUAGCAUGCAAGACUCUAGCAGCCUUUUAUUGCUUAGUGGCUGGACUCAUACAUUAAAAAUUUGUUUGAUUAGAAAUAUGGUUAAUAUUUUUGAAUGCUCUUUUAUUUUAGUUCUUUUUCAAACCAUUAAAUCCUUGAACUCUGUAUUGUCUCUUUCAUACAACUACAAACAAUAGAAGGAAAUAUCUUGCUGAGUUCAUAGUUAUUGUAUCUGUGUAAAAAAUUCGAUGCAUGAAUGAGUAAAAAACUUAGUUGCUUUCAAUCAAUUUCACUACUAAUUUC